GCCCGGCGUCCUCGCUCCCGGGGCGUCGCCCCGCGUGCGCCGGAGUAGACGAGGCCACCCCCAGCACCGGAAGUGACCCUGGCGGGUUUGCCUUCAAAUUCUCGGCGAGGAGAAGCCGCGCCGGGGCUUGUGACGGUUGAACCCAGCAGUGCUGGGUCCGUGAACGGGGCAGAGGGGUUGGGACUGGGCUGGGCCCUGCUUCCUUGCCGCCUCGAGCCACGCACGGCCCUUCCCCUCCGCCUGGCGGUGGGCGGUUUCCCGAGGAGCCUCGGCAGGCACAGCUUACAAUUGAGCAUGAGUCUUCUCAUGAUUAGUGAGAAUGUAAAAUUGGCUCGUGAGUAUGCAUUGCUGGGGAACUAUGACUCUGCCAUGGUCUAUUACCAGGGAGUUCUUGACCAGAUGAACAAGUAUCUGUAUUCAGUCAAAGAUACCUAUCUCCAGCAGAAAUGGCAACAGGUUUGGCAGGAAAUAAAUGUGGAAGCUAAGCAUGUUAAAGAUAUCAUGAAGACACUGGAGAGCUUUAAACUAGACCACACUCCACUGAAAGCUGCCCAACACGAGCUUCCAGCGUCCGAGGGGGAGGUCUGGUCCCUGCCUGUACCUGUUGAACGAAGGCCCUCGCCAGGACCUAGAAAACGCCAGUCUCCUCAGUACGGUGACCCUAAACCACACAGUAAUCGACCAAAUACAACUGCCAGAGUUCACCGUUCAUCUGCACACAGUCUGCACAACGACAGAGGGAAAGCUGUUCGUUGUCGGGAAAAGAAAGAGCAAAAUAAAGGAAGAGAGGAAAAGAACAAAUCACCUGCUGCAGUUACAGAACCAGAGACAAGUAAAUUUGAUAGUACUGGAUAUGAUAAGGACUUAGUAGAAGCUUUGGAAAGAGAUAUAAUUUCUCAGAAUCCCAAUGUUCGAUGGGACGAUAUUGCUGAUUUAGUGGAAGCUAAAAAGUUGCUCAAGGAAGCCGUGGUGUUACCCAUGUGGAUGCCAGAAUUCUUUAAGGGUAUCAGGAGACCAUGGAAAGGAGUGUUGAUGGUUGGGCCACCCGGCACAGGAAAGACCCUCCUUGCUAAAGCAGUAGCUACGGAAUGCAAGACAACAUUCUUCAAUGUGUCCUCAUCCACUCUGACUUCCAAGUACAGAGGAGAGUCCGAGAAGCUUGUCCGUCUUCUGUUCGAAAUGGCUCGAUUUUACUCCCCGGCUACCAUAUUUAUCGAUGAGAUCGAUUCCAUUUGUAGUCGCAGAGGGACUUCAGAAGAGCACGAGGCAAGCAGGAGGGUGAAAGCAGAGCUGCUGGUUCAGAUGGAUGGUGUUGGGGGUGCUUCUGAAAAUGAUGACCCUUCCAAGAUGGUUAUGGUUCUGGCAGCUACUAACUUUCCCUGGGAUAUUGAUGAGGCAUUAAGACGACGUCUUGAGAAAAGAAUCUAUAUUCCAUUACCAUCAGCAAAAGGCAGGGAGGAGCUGUUACGAAUAAGUCUACGUGAGCUGGAAUUGGCUGAUGAUGUUGACCUUGCAAGUAUAGCAGAAAAUAUGGAAGGUUAUUCGGGUGCGGACAUUACCAACGUGUGCAGGGAUGCGUCCUUGAUGGCAAUGAGAAGGCGUAUUGAAGGUUUGACCCCAGAAGAAAUCAGAAAUCUUUCAAAAGAGGAAAUGCACAUGCCUACAACUAUGGAGGAUUUUGAAAUGGCUUUAAAAAAAGUUUCUAAGUCAGUUUCUGCUGCAGAUAUCGAAAGAUACGAGAAAUGGAUAUUUGAGUUUGGAUCAUGCUAAAUUCUCACAUGUAAACUGUGAGAAACCUGCCUUAAGUGUUUGAAUAAUAAUUAAAUGUAGUAUUUCAUUGCACCGAGUGCUAUAUUUUUUUAAACUUUCGUAAUGGUAAGAUUUUAAAAACGAUUCUGAAUAAAGGCAGUUUUUUAAAGCUGCAAGCAAAUUUGUUUUAUUUUAGUAUAACCCCAUUUCUCUUUCACUGAGCACGUAUGUUGCAGCACAAAUGUGAUUCUUAGCUUGGAAAGCGUCUUUCUACGCACUUCUGUGCACAGCGUCUUCUCUUCCCCUGUGCGUCUGCCGUUCCUUCUAAGGAGUAAGACUGGCUGUAGCACCCUGGGUGUCAGUGGAUAACUGGAAAUUCCCUACCAUUUUUACACAAGUGGCCAGUGACGCAUGAACCACGCCUAGCGCGCCUUCCUGCUUGCCGUUCCAGUGGUUUCCUUCCUCUUCCUGGGAGAGCUUUAAAGCCCCUUCGUUUUACAAUGCACUUAAAAGGAAAAAAAUAUGUAUCUAUAUAUACUUGCUUUUAAUGUAUUUUAAAAAAUUUUUUGUUUAUUUAUUUUUGAUAGAGACAGAGCACAAGUUGGGGAGGGGCAGAGAGAGAAGGAGACACAGAACCUGAAGCAGGCUCCAGGCUCUGAGCCGUCAGCACAGAGCCCAAUGCGGGGCCCGAACUCACAAACCAUGAGAUCAUGACCUGAGCCGAAGUCAGACGCCCAACUGACCGAGCCACCCAGGUGCCCCUUGCUUUUAAUGUUUUUAAGUUUAUUUACUUUUGAGAGAGACUGUGUGAGAGGGGGGUAGGGUAGGGGCAGAGAGAGAGGAAAACAAUCCCCAGCAGGCUCCGCACUGUCACUGCAGGGCCCGACACAAGGCUCCAUCCCACAAACCGUGAGAUCAUGACCUGAGCAGAAAUCAAGAGUUGGACGCUUAACCACCUGAGCCACCCAGGCGCCCCGUGUACACUCUUGCUUGACUUUAUUCUGCCUACCUAUGAGCUGCCCUGUAGGCAAGUAAAUUCUCAUAAGCUUACGCUGCUCACUGUACCCUAAUAAAUGACUCAUUAACCCAUUCGCUCAUGGAUACUGUGCAUAAUUAAAAUAAGUUAAUGGGGGCACUUGGGUGGCUCAGUGGGUUAAAGUCUGCCUCUUGGUUUUGGCUCAGGCCAUCAUGUCGCAGUUGGCAGGACUGAGCCCCGAGCUGGGCUCUGUGUUAGUGGCAUGGAGCCUGCUUGGGAUUGUCUCUCUCCCUCUCUCUCUCUCUUUCUUUCAAAAUAAACACUUUUUU
Molecule: messenger RNA, 3054 nt
Organism: Acinonyx jubatus (cheetah)
Lineage: Eukaryota; Metazoa; Chordata; Mammalia; Carnivora; Felidae
Gene: KATNA1
Product: katanin catalytic subunit A1
Exons: 11
Coding region: 295-1770 (491 amino acids)
Biological process (GO): microtubule severing
Cellular component (GO): microtubule cytoskeleton
Molecular function (GO): ATP hydrolysis activity; microtubule binding; ATP binding
Source: RefSeq, a predicted model, not a curated record